GUCAGGACCGCCUGCUCAGUGCAGGCCGCUCGCGACGGCGGCAUGGAGAAGGAGGGGGCGGUCCUUUUCGGCCCCCGCAAACCUGUGUGGGCGUGCUCAUGCGGGAGGGCGGCCAACUGGGCCAGCAGAGUGCAGUGCCUAUGUGGGAAGGCGGCGCCGCAGCGAGUUGUCAAGGCAGCACGUAUGGCGCACGCUGCAGCAAUCAAAGACAAAGGCGACGGCCGAGGCAGAAAGAGCGAAGGCAGGGGCAAAGGAAGUGACGUCUCUGCAGCUGCGCAGCUGUCCGCCAAAGUUGACAAGCUCAUGGCAGCGAUCGAGGAGGACCCAGUGUGGCCGAAGCUUGGUGGAGGUACGAGCGGAG
Prorocentrum cordatum is the source of this 361-nucleotide messenger RNA. NCBI's taxonomy places the organism in Eukaryota, Dinophyceae, Prorocentrales, Prorocentraceae. The record is from the annotation of a GenBank genome assembly.